GAAGCAAUGCCAAAUUUCUUGACGGUGUCCCGAGACUUUGUCCGCCACAAAAGGCCGCCGAGUUGUAGGCACGGAUGCGAAUUGGUAGGGCAAGCGGGUUUCCACAAGUGGCGUCGAGCUGUGGCUGCGUAGCCACCACAGGCAACUCAUCGCUUCCUCAGCAUUCUCUCUCUCUUUCUUUCUUCUGUCUUUAUCCGCUUUCCUGUGCCCUGCCAUCCGGUUCCCUUCCAUCACAUCCCGUUCCUCCAUCUCACAUCCUCCUUCUCCGACUACCACAAUGGAAUUGAGCUGGGCGACGCUCUCUCGAGCCACCUCCGCAAUCGCCCCUUCCCUCCUACCCUUCCCUCACCCGCUUUUCCCCCCAGUGAGCAUUUCUCAGCGCAAUUUCAAAAAAUGCAGAGUCUUUUGUCUUUCUACCAGCCAUUCUGAAUCAAAGGACAACGGGAUGAGAGUGUCAAUUACGGGAGCUACUGGCUUUAUUGGUCGAAGAUUGGUCCAAAAGUUACUUUCAGACAAUCACAAAGUUUGUGUUCUGACACGAUCCAGGGCAAAGGCACAAUUAGUUUUUCCGGUGAAUAAUUUUCCUGAAAUUGUAAUUGCUGAAGAAGCGGAGUGGAAACAAUGCAUCCACAGUUCAAAUGCUGUUGUUAACUUAGCUGGACUACCCAUAAGUACAAGAUGGUCGCCUGAGAUAAAGAAGGAGAUCAAACAUAGCCGCAUAAAUACGACCUCAAAGGUUGUAGAUUUAAUAAAUAAUGGAAGCACGGACCUGAGGCCUUCAGUUUUGGUCAGUGCAACAGCAAUUGGUUAUUAUGGUACAAGCGAAACUACAGUUUUUGAUGAGAAAAGUCCUUCCGGCAAUGAUUACCUAUCAGAGGUUUGUAGAGACUGGGAAGCAAAAGCACUUGAAGUAGAUAAUGGUGUUAGAUUGGUACUCAUUCGUAUUGGUGUGGUUCUUGGGAAAGAUGGUGGUGCCCUGGCUAAAAUGAUCCCCCUCUUCAUGAUGUUUGCUGGGGGACCCUUAGGCAGUGGAAGACAAUGGUUUUCUUGGAUUCAUCUGGAUGAUUUGGUGAACCUCAUAUAUGAAGCUCUGAGAAAUCCAUCCUAUAAAGGCGUUAUCAACGGAACAGCCCCGCAUCCUGUCAAAUUGUCAGAAAUGUGUGAGCAACUUGGUCAAGUUGUUGGUCGCCCAUCCUGGCUACCAGUACCGGAGUUUGCCCUCAAAGCUGUCCUAGGUGAAGGUGCCUCUGUUGUUCUUGAAGGACAAAGAGUUCUCCCACUCAAAGCUCAGAAAUUAGGGUUCUCGUACAAGUAUCCAUAUGUUAAAGAUGCACUUCGAGCCAUCAUGAGAGAGUCUUAACUAAACUAUAUCACUAUUCCUUCUAAGAAUAUCGUGUACUUUUUUUUCCUUUUUGAAAUUUAAGUUCCAUUUAACAUUAAUCAUCCAAGAAAAGAAAAGCAUGAUUUUGUGUAAGUUAAAUAGUUGUGCUCUUGGUGUUGGUUAACAAUCUUACCUGUGGUUUGGGAAUUA
Molecule: messenger RNA, 1531 nt
Organism: Zingiber officinale
Lineage: Eukaryota; Viridiplantae; Streptophyta; Magnoliopsida; Zingiberales; Zingiberaceae
Product: epimerase family protein SDR39U1 homolog, chloroplastic-like
Exons: 13
Coding region: 278-1360 (360 amino acids)
Source: RefSeq, a predicted model, not a curated record